Molecule: messenger RNA, 2481 nt
Organism: Rotaria sp. Silwood1
Lineage: Eukaryota; Metazoa; Rotifera; Eurotatoria; Philodinida; Philodinidae
Source: the annotation of a GenBank genome assembly
AUGACUCGUAUUUUGCUAUUUAUUGAAUUUUUUACUUUAAUUUUUACUGUUAUUAAUGGGACACACUUUCAUGGUGGUACUAUUACUUGGCAUCCCCUAAAUUCAUCAGAUACAGGAUCACCUGUCGCCAUUGUUAUUACCCAAACAUAUUUGUGGACAUGGUCAGUUGCUCUAUGUACGAGUAGUAAUAUUGCUAGUAGUGCUAGCAUAAGUUUCACUCAUUAUUAUCCAAGUACCUCUAGUCAUCUAGAUUGUGCUCUUAAUUGUGCAACAGCUACUGGAUAUGUUGCUCCACCAAUCUUGCCUGAUUGUACUGAUGCUUCUUCAGCACAAGAUACUACUGCUGGUCAACGUUCGGAUAUUGUCUAUGUUCCAAGAAAUGCUGAUUUUACUGUUGCAUUUGCUAGUUCAGCUUGGCGUUCAUUAGCUACUAAUUCUGCAGCUGAUUGGUCCAUUGCAUCACGCAUUGAAUUGACACCCAGAUCUGAUAAUGGUCUGUAUAAUAAUGCACCUAUAGCAACAGUCAUGUCUCCUAUAUAUAUUCCUCAACAUCAACCAACAGCUAUUCAUAUACCUAUAGGUGAUGCAGAUGGAGAUAUAAUGCGGUGUCGAUGGUCAAGUGGUACAACUGAAUGUGGACAUGUUUGUCCACCAGGAUCUUUACCAAGUGGUACAUUAAUCUUUUCGAAUUGUACAAUUAUUAUUACUGGUACUAAUAUAGGAGAUUGGUUUGCUGUUACAGUCAUGGUUGAAGAUUUUAUUAGUUCAUCAAGUACAACACCACUUAGUUCAGUACCUGUUCAAUUUCUUGUUCAUGUUGUUGCACCAUCAUCAUGCUCCACACCACCAGAAGUUUAUGAACUUUCUAAUAAGUCUUGUAUACCAAUUACUGUCGGUCACACGUUUACAUCACAUUUAAUUGCGAUUAACAAUUGUGGUUCUUCUGUUAGUAUUAUUGAUAUUUCAACAUUGUCCUUUGCUGGAAUGGUUCAAAGUAGUAUUAUUCAACAAGAUUCAAUGACUUAUUAUAAAACUCUUUCAUGGAUACCAACGACAAGUCAACUUGGAUAUCAAGUUAUGUGUGCCAUGGCUCUUGAUAGUCAAAAUUCACAAUCUGCACAAUAUUGUUUUAAGUUUUAUGUAUCACAAAGUGGUGUUAGUAAUUGUCCUGGUGAUCCUAUUGUUACAUCAACAACUACAACAACCACAACUACAACAACGACGAGCUCAUCCACAACAACAUCAAGUACAAUAAGUACAACAUCAACAUCAACUUCUACAACAUCAAGAUCAACUACAAGUACAACUUCAACAACAACAACAACAUCAACUACAACAUCUACAACAUCAACUUCAACUACUACUACAACUUCGACAACAUCAACAACAUCAACUACAUCAACAACUUCUACAUCGACAACAUCAACUACAAGUACUUCUAUACCGACAAGUUGGGUAAUCUAUGAAGAAAAUGGUCCAUUUGAAUUAUAUCAUAUUGAUCGAUGUACUGAUCGAGAAUGUCAAUGGACAUGCGCAUCAAUUCCAUCCAACAGCAUACUUUCAAAUAACGCAAAAAAAUAUCUUGUUGAUGGGCUUUUCAAUGAAAAUUCAAAAAAGUCUACAAAUGAUGAUAUAAAAUUAUUUAAGUUACUUACACCUACUACAUCGUGUUCAAGUGAAGAUAAAAAUCAUCUAUCCAUGAUUGAUGUUCAUGCUAAGAAUUUUUUAUCAAUGAAUAAUAAUAAUACUAGAUUAAAACCAGUCGGUUUUAAUCAUGUAUCUGUAACAAAAGUUAAGAAAGUAAACAAAAUGCACAGUAUAUUGAAUCUAGGUAUUCAAUCUCCGAUUCGAAGAUUUGAUGAAAAUGCUGAUUCAUCUGUUCAACGACCGAUCAAUGGUGCAACUGUACAAGUAUCUCGAAUAAAGUCAUCAACAAAGAAAAGACUAGAUACACUGAAAAAUAAAUCAGUACAACAGCAUGAAACAAAUUCCGUUGUUGAUUCGAUGAAUGUUAUUCGAGUUACUCAUGUACCUUCCCGAUUAACAGAAGUAGAUUCAAUAUCAGUACAAAUUGAUCGUCCACCAAUUAUUGAAAAUACAAGUCGAUUAGAUGAAAAUGUGAAAACUCGAACUUCAAUUGGUUUAUUAAAGAAAAACAAAGACAAAAUUCAUGUAAAACCUAUUCGAUCAACUCAUCGAACAUCAGUAUAUGAACAUCGUCCUUCACAAAUUGAAACAAUCAAGUUAUUCUCCUUAAAUAGUGUUUCGGAACACAAAACAACGUCACAAUUAUCAUCUGUUCGGGUAGAACGUAUUCAAAGAGAAAAAAUCAAAUUGAAAUUGGCAAGGAAUAUUGUUUCAUUUGAAUCGAUUUCGAGACCGACAGGAAACGAAAAGAAAGAUCAAGAUAAACGAAACAUAAAAUUUGGUGUUGCUGUAGAACGAAUAUCAAGAGAAAAAAGUACGGAAUCAAUAAAAUAA